Molecule: messenger RNA, 1543 nt
Organism: Gossypium arboreum
Lineage: Eukaryota; Viridiplantae; Streptophyta; Magnoliopsida; Malvales; Malvaceae
Exons: 12
Coding region: 266-1114 (282 amino acids)
Source: RefSeq, a predicted model, not a curated record
GCAAUAUCCCAUCCAAUCAACCAUGGCACUAAAUAAUUGGAUGUAACCAUUAACUAUGUGAUAAGAAAGUCCUACCUAAUAAAUUUCUGCAAACUUUUUUUUUUCAGAAACCUAUAUAAGAGAUUUUAAAAAUUUUUGAUACCGCGAACGAAAACAUUCACGGCAUUGUGACGCGGCCUCGUAGCAAUUUGUUAAAAGGCAAAAAGAAAAAAAAAACUGCUCGAAUUCUUAUUUGGACGAGGAAGACCAAAGCCGCGAGUAGAAAAUGGAAGAGUAUUUGCAGUACAUGAAAACUCUCCGAUCUCAGAUCAACGAUGUGGAGGAUCAAGCCGCCAACGUUUCAGCUGAAGAGCAGAUCCACUUUACUACUAUUCAAACCUUGCAAAAUGAUAUCCUUUCCGCAAAAUCCAUGAAACAACAACUUAUAGAAGAUAUCGAGAAGAUGCUGACAGCAAAGGGCCAAUUAUGUUCGCUGAUAAUUGAGAAACAGAGAAAAAUAGCCUCUCUAGACUCUGAUUCAACUACACUUGCCCAGACACUGGAGCUUAUUCAACAUGAAAAAAUCAGUUUAUCUUCCAAAUUACUAGAAAAGAGUGCUUACUACUCCAAGGUGGUCGAGGAUCUUUCUUACAAAUUGCAGCAACAACAGGACUGGGUCAAAUCUCAGAAACAUAGAAGACAAAUGGAAGAGCAUGAUUUGGUCAACAAUAAACUUGACGAGAAAAUGACUGAAUCUGAAGGUAACAUUAGUGUUGGAAACUGUUUGAUCACGGACAAUGAGGUAAAAACCUUGAAUGACUUGAUUAUCAAGUUGGACUUGGAAAAAGCCAAGCUAGAUGGGAUUAAACAAAUGAAAGCCAAACUCGUGAGAGAUAAUAAAAAGAUUAAGGAGUCUAUUGAGCAAGCAAAGCUCGGAUCAAACCAUUUUAAGCCGGAGCUGUUGGAAAUAAGUGUAAUGGCACUUGAAGAAGAAUACAAAGCACUUCUAUCAGAUAAAGACGGAGAAACUGAGUAUCUUUGCUCACUGCAGGACCAUCUUGAACAAAUAAAGGGGAUUUCUCAUGUGAUUAAAUGUGCCUGUGGAGAGGAAUACAUGUUGGACUUUCGUGCCUGAUCAGGUAAUGUACAACUCAAAACUGAUAGGCUAAUAUGGUAAAAAUGUUAAUAGGCUUGAACCAAGGGAGCCAUUUAUCACAAGUAAAUGCUGAAUAUUUUACUGGAGAAUGAAUAUCAGACACAUGCCAUUGCUUUCAUAUUAUGUGCCAAUAUUGGUUCAUGUGCUCUUGUGCCAGUUACCUACCCCAGCCAUUUUGAAAUGCACCUGUUGAGUUCGUAGUCCUUUGGUAUGCCAUUGCUUAACCUGAAAUGGGAAAAAAAAGGAAAAAAUUAAAUGGGGAGUUAAAAUGAGAAGACGGGAUUAGGGGAGUGGAAAGAAAGAGAGAGAGAGCAGCAAAAACCUUAGAAGAAAAUGGAAGAAUUGAAGAAAAUAAAAGAGAAAAACCAGAGAAUAAAUUUUGAUAGAGAAAAUGAAGAAGGAAUUGGG